UUAACAUCAGCAAAAAUUAAACUUCUCAAUUGUAAACAACAAAUCAGUUGAGUUGGAAGCAGGUCGUCCCUAUUUAAGGACAGGGCACUUUUCCUCCACCUUAUAUUUACAUUUUAGGUGUAUAUAAAGGAAAUAGUAGCCUGUUGUGACUAGAACCAAGUGACAGGAUAGAGUUCUGGCUAGUUUAUCACCAGCAUGAUGUUGCUGGGAUGUGGGUCCCCAGCUCAACGGAUCCUGACACAAGUGAAGCAUGGAUUGUCUCUUGUCAGAUCAUCAGAAAUGUGUGUUCGUCUUCCUCUGAGACAAGGAAGAGCUGGGAACUUUAGGAACUUUGCAGUGAGUGAGGCAACACAGACAGUAAGGGGCAGAGGAGUGCCAGGUGAAGGUAUCUCUCUCUUGCUCAGAGUGUCCAUUGGAACAGGAUGCUUUCUCACUGUAAAGGCUUUGACUACUCCAGUCUUCAGUGAGUGUAAGGCCCACAAACCAGCCAAGGAAAUAUAUGACCGAAGGCUUGGAGCUGAGGACAGUAAGGACACAAAAGACCCUCCUUUUGACUGGCUUGCUUUCUGGUACUUACUAAAGCCACAACUGCAUCACUUCUUGGCUGCUGUAGUAAGUGCUCUAGUUGUCUCUCUGGCCAACAUUCAAGUACCAAUCUUGCUGGGAGAGGUGGUAAAUGUGGUGGCCAGGUUUACCAGCGAGGCAGCAAGGGAGGGAAGGAGUUUCCCCCAGGAAAUUGCUGCCCCUGUGCUCAAACUAGUAAAGUAUUAUUUCAUUCAGGCUGCCUUCACCCUCUCCUACAUUUCCUUCCUGACACGCAUGGGAGAGCGGAUUGCAGAUGACCUUCGGAAGCAGCUGUUUGCCACACUCCUCAAGCAGGACAUGGCCUUUUAUGACCAACACAAAACUGGUGAACUAGUCAACAGACUGACUGCAGAUGUACAGGACUUCAAGAGUUCCUUUAAACUUUGCAUAUCACAAGGAAUGCGCAGUGUUACUCAGAUUAUUGGGUGUGGAAUCUCCUUGUACAUGAUCUCACCCCAGCUGGCUGGUCUGACUGGAGUGUUUGUACCUGUAGUUAUUGGAGUUGGCACUGCACUUGGCUCUCUACUUCGCUCUCUGUCACGGGAAGCUCAGCAUCAGGUUGCUCGUGCCACUGCAGUAGCUGAUGAAUGCCUGGCUAACAUGCGGACCGUCCGAGCUUUUGCCAUGGAAGACAGCGAGAAAAACUUGUUCACCCAAGAAUUAGAUAAAUCAAGACAGCUAAAUGAAGCUCUUGGCAUGGGCAUUGGUAUCUUUCAGGCAGGUUCAAAUUUGUUCCUGAAUGGUAUAGUCUUGGGAUGUCUGUGGUGUGGAGGUCAGCUCAUGGCUACUAGUCAGCUACAGCCAGGUGACCUCAUGUCCUUCUUGGUUGCUGCUCAAACAAUACAGAAGUCCCUGGCCCAGCUGGGCAUCAUGUUUGGCACAUAUGUGAGGGGUAUCAGUGCAGGAGCAAGGGUCUUUGAGUAUAUCAAGCUUCAGCCAACAAUACCAAUGAAAGGUGGGAAGAUAAUUCCAUAUCACACAUUGAUGGGCAACAUUGAAUUCAGAAAUGUGUCAUUUGCAUAUCCUACCAGAUCUAAUCAGGAAGUGCUUCAUGACUUCAGCCUGAGCAUUCCGGCAGGCAGCAUUGUGGCCCUGGUGGGGGUGUCAGGUGGAGGCAAGUCCACAGUUGCUCAGCUGCUGGAGAGGUUCUAUGAUGUGAGCAGUGGGUCUAUAACCAUUGAUGGGGAGGACCUACGCAGCCUUGAUCCCUCUUGGUUGCGUGGCCGUGUCAUUGGUUUCAUCAACCAGGAACCAGUGCUCUUUGCUACCUCAAUCAUGGAGAAUAUUCGCUACGGCUUUCCAGGUGCAACAGAUGCUGAGGUAAUUGAAGCUGCUAAGAAAGCCAAUGCCCAUAACUUCAUCAAGGCUUUUCCCAGUGGCUACAACACAGUGGUAGGAGAGCGAGGGGUGACUGUGUCUGGUGGCCAAAAACAGCGCAUUGCCAUUGCACGGGCACUCCUGAAGAACCCCAGGAUUUUGGUGCUGGAUGAGGCUACCAGUGCCCUGGAUGCUGAGUCCGAGGCAGUAGUGCAGGCUGCCCUGGAAAGCUGCCUUGAGGGCCGAACGGUGCUUGUCAUUGCCCACCGCCUGUCCACCAUCCAGAAAGCUGAUGUAAUUGCAGUUAUGUCCAAUGGAAAGUUAGCUGAGACUGGGAAGCAUGAGACACUGAAGAAGGCUGGAGGAAUCUAUGCUGAGCUGAUCCGCCAGCAGCAGAGGGAAGAGAGAGCCAGCAAAACUUGGGGUUUUUGAUUGAAGUGAUCUUUUAGGAAGGUUGGUGUAAAUAUUUUCACAAUCCUCAGGAUGUAUUUAACUUAUUUAAAAAAAAUGUGUAUAUUGUAUUUGAUUUUAUGAAUAAAUUAUUUAUUUGC
Messenger RNA from Scylla paramamosain (green mud crab), 2453 nucleotides. RefSeq names its product mitochondrial potassium channel ATP-binding subunit-like. NCBI's taxonomy places the organism in Eukaryota, Metazoa, Arthropoda, Malacostraca, Decapoda, Portunidae. Gene Ontology annotation, molecular function: ABC-type oligopeptide transporter activity; ATP hydrolysis activity; ATP binding. Gene Ontology annotation, cellular component: mitochondrial inner membrane. Gene Ontology annotation, biological process: oligopeptide export from mitochondrion. The transcript is spliced from 17 exons. The coding region runs from base 196 to 2334 and encodes 712 amino acids. The record is from RefSeq and is a predicted model, not a curated record.